This is a messenger RNA of Canis lupus familiaris (dog), 2497 nucleotides long. RefSeq names its product heat shock transcription factor 2 binding protein (gene HSF2BP). The transcript is spliced from 9 exons. Lineage: Eukaryota; Metazoa; Chordata; Mammalia; Carnivora; Canidae. The coding region runs from base 199 to 1188 and encodes 329 amino acids. Gene Ontology annotation, cellular component: cytosol. The record is from RefSeq and is a predicted model, not a curated record.
CGCCGCUCGCAGCGCGUCCCGGGGGCGAGGGCGGCCCGCGGCGGUUCGGCCUCGGCUGGCGGGCGUCGCCGCAGCCGGCGUUUGGCGGCGAGGCAGCGAGUCUAAAAGCCCGGUUAAGGCAGCAGAGCCGACGCGGAACCUCGCCGAGCCCCACCGCUGCCCCCACCGCUGCCCCCACCGCUGCUCGCCGGGCGGAGGAUGCUGCGCCAGCUCCUGGAGCACGUGGGGACUAAAGAGGAAUUCGUUAAAGUCCGGAAGAAGGACCUCGAGCGGCUGACCACUGAAGUCAUGCAGAUCCGGGACUUCUUACCUCGGAUCCUGAAUGGGGAGGUGCUGGAAAGCUUCCAGAAAUUGAAGAUUGUAGAGAAAAACCUGGAAAGGAAAGAGCAAGAGUUAGAGCAACUGAGAAUGGAUUGUGAGCACUUCAAAGCCCGCCUAGAGACCGUGCAGGCUGACAGCAUGAGAGACAAGAAGGAGAAACUUGCUCUUCGACAGCAGCUGAAUGAAGCAAAGCAGCAGCUCCUGCAACAAGCAGAAUACUGUACAGAAAUGGGAGCAGCAGCCUGCACCCUUUUGUGGGGUGUCUCCAGUAGUGAGGACGUCGUCAAAGCCAUUCUGGGAGGAGAUAAAGCUUUGAAGUUUUUCAGUAUCACCGGUCAAACAAUGGAGAGUUUUGUGAAGUCACUGGAUGGGGAUGUCAAGGAGCUUGAUUCUGAUGAAAAUCAGUUUGUGUUUGCUUUGGCUGGGAUUGUAACAAAUGUUGCUGCCAUAGCAUGUGGUCGAGAAUUCUUGGUUAACUCAAGUCGGGUGCUGUUGGACACCAUACUGCAGCUUCUGGGAGACUUGAAGCCAGGACAGUGUACCAAACUCAAAGUGUUACUGCUGAUGUCCCUGUACAAUGUGAGCAUCAACCUGAAAGGCUUGAAGUACAUCAGUGAGAGCCCAGGAUUCAUCCCACUGCUGUGGUGGCUUUUGAGUGACCCAGACGCAGAAGUGUGUCUUCAUGCACUGCGACUCGUCCAGUCUCUGGUCCUGGAGCCGGAAGUCUUAUCCAAGUCGGCCUCUGAGUUCCGGAGCUCCCUGCCCCUGCAGCGCAUCCUGGCCAUGGCCAAGAGCCGCAACCACCACCUGCAGACCGUGGCCCAGGAGCUGCUGGACGACCUCCGCGCCCUGGAGCGUGAUGUGUAGGGAUGCUUGGUGUGUCCCUUCCCCUCCCCCAGGCCCCCACUUUGUGUUCUGAAACCAUCACUGUGCGCCAUGUGUUCUAGAUGGUAGAAUGUGAGUGCUCGAGAGGGACGUGAACGUGUUUGUAUCCACACAACUUCCUGGAAGUGAAGAACCACAGAACUUCCUUCCUGUGGGUGGCUGGCUAGCCUGGCCCAGGGGCAGUCUUCCAGAAAGGCCCAUGUCCUGCACCUAGAAGAGGGCCGUCUUAGAGCGGCUCCUGCUGCUCAGGAGACUUUCUGACACCUGUGGGUUCCCCAUACAGAGAGGAUGAAAUAACCAUCUGCCCCAUUGGUCAGCAUUUAUCUGAGAUACAUUUUUUUUGAAAAACAAUUCAUUCUCUCUCUAGUUAUAAUUAAUACCCUAAAAUGCAAGUUUACCUUUAAACCUUUUGGUGAACCUGCUAUUUCAGGUGACAUUGGACAUUUUAGUUCUAUUUUUUGUGCCUGUUUUAUUUUUGAAUAAAGAAAGCCAGAAGAGUCACUGAUGUGCACAACUAUUGUUUUCUGAAAUGUAUACUUGCUAUUAGGAAGUUGUAUAUUAUAAUGCAUGUGCUUGGUGGGUAGAAAAAACCCUCCUUCCAUUGUUCUGGGCCAUUUGGCUAUACAUUCAGAAGUCCCAUUUUUCCUAUAACAAAUAUCAUGAAAAGGGCCUCAUAGAUUAGAGUCCAUGCAGUUGGUUGCAGUUCUUCACAUGACAUAGGUGGGUGUGUCCCAGGAUCCCUUCACCAUGUAUGUCUUUCUCAACCACACCUAGGCCACUGGCAGAGAGCACAGAGGGAUCCACUUCAUUUCUCACAGACACCAUGUGUGCCAGAGUGCAAGUUCCAUCCACAUCACCCUAUAAAGUCACAUUAGGGAACACGUUCGCUCCUCCCUUGUGCUGCUUCCCUCACAGUGAUGCUGCGGGCCCUUGGGCUCUGGGCAUCCUCUCAGAGUGAAGGAAAGAGCUGUCAUCCCCUGAUGGUGGCAGCCUAAUAUACGUUUAUAAGCUGUUUCUGCUGCGUGGCAUGUUAGAGUAAUUUCAUUCUUCUUAGGUGGAUCUUAUAGGCAAUGUGUAGUUUAUGGCUGAAGCUGAAGCCAGGGGCUUGGAGGAAGGCACAGUGCUGACUCGCAGGCCGACAGAUUGCGGAGCACUGCUAGCUCAUCGGAGCCAGAGAGCUGUUGUAAGAGACAGUUUGAAAUUCAUGGGUGCAGAAAUCCAUCCAUCUGUGUGCUGUGGUUCUGUAGGUCUGACUAUUGGCGAAUAAAAUUGAGGAUGUUGUGUGUUUGUA